AUGCGAAACCAUCAUCGGAGGCCGGCAAAACCGGGAUUCAGGACUCAGGACUCAGGAUCCAGGUCAUCUGACUGUCACGUGCCUAAGCCACGCCUGGCCAACGCAAUGCAGGUGCCACCGACAGGUCCUUCGGGGAAUAGAAAACCCAGAGCGGGCUUGCUGCACUGCAUCCCAUCCAAAGCCGGGCGUGACAAAUAUUUAUUAACUGCCACAAACAGCGGGCAUCAACUUAGGGCCUUGAUCCGAGCAUUAGAGAGCUAA
Drosophila subpulchrella is the source of this 261-nucleotide messenger RNA. RefSeq lists its product as uncharacterized. The record is from RefSeq and is a predicted model, not a curated record. Lineage: Eukaryota; Metazoa; Arthropoda; Insecta; Diptera; Drosophilidae.